Molecule: messenger RNA, 1287 nt
Organism: Zygotorulaspora mrakii
Lineage: Eukaryota; Fungi; Ascomycota; Saccharomycetes; Saccharomycetales; Saccharomycetaceae
Gene: CTF13
Product: Ctf13p
Exons: 1
Coding region: 1-1287 (428 amino acids)
Source: RefSeq, a predicted model, not a curated record
AUGGAUAUACGUUUAUUUCUACAAUUACCUGUUGAUAUUCGUUGCUUAGUCUAUUUCCAACUAGAUGGAGAAUUCACUCUGGCCGGGCCGCAAUGCAUAGAGAAGUUGUAUGCAGCAGAAACUGUUCAGGUGCUUACUGGGCUAUACAAAAGGACCAAAUACCAAAAACUAAUUCACAAAGAGCUUUACCACUGGUUUUCUCAAUACCUCGACAUUUUUGAGUACUCCCCUGCAUUAAUUGAUAAAUGGUUAGAGUAUUCGCUGUGGCUAAGAUAUGAUGGUAUUGUACUAGACAGUCUACGGUUGAAUCACGUUUACGGCGGGGAACUGCUAGGACAAAUCGAUUGCGUUGAAUUGGGCAACAAGCUACGACUGGCAUACUUCAAAGAUAGUAUGAUUCAAUUAUGGUACACGUAUCGCGAAUAUGUACGAUGGAUUGCCAAUAUAGGGACCGAGAUGGAUAUAGAUUAUGUGAGGGUCAAUUUAGAGAAUUAUACAUCCGCAAAACUAGACACGCUACUGCAUGAUUUAAAGCAAAAUGAAAUGCUUCCCUUUAUCAACUGCAUCUUGCUGGAGGAUGAGAAAGAAGAUGAUUUGAGCAUGAAGUAUCAUCAGGAUCUAGACGAAGAUUCACCCUACCAACUGACAGAUGUUAGUGUCAUCAGUAUAAUAAAAAAUAUGGAAUCUAUGAAGAACCUUAUUGAGAUUGGAGUGAGAGGAUAUCAUUUAUAUGAGACUUUGAUUAAUAUGCAUGGGGUCAGAGACAAUCCAGGAAAGACAAUAAAUUAUAUUGUUAGAAGCAGAAUUAAAAAAAUAAACUUGACACAAAUUCCAAAGUUAGGGUUAUGUGACUUGACUCGUUGGGAAAAUUUAAGAGAAUUGACUUUAAUCAAUGUGCAGGAGAUCAAUUUAAAUAUGCUUGUUAUACCGAGCAAAUGUCAGGUAUUGAACGUCAGAAAAGUCAAUACGCUGAAUUGGUGGCUGCUUCUAGAUGCCAUUGAAGCUAGAAUUCAAGAGAAUCAUUUUCAAAAAUGGAAAAAUGACUCUCCUUAUGGUUACACAACCUUAAAGAGAAUAAAUAAUAGUUCGAUUGAUGAUCUAGAUAAAAUUGAAGAAUGCAAAACAUUAGUCUUCAAUGCUUUGGGGUCAUUAAACCUAAUUAGAAUACAGGAUGUACAGCAGAUAAAAGGAAACAAAAUCGUUGUCCCAAGUAAUCUUUAUGACAAUAAAAGGAUAUUGCUACAUGGAACAACUAUGCGGACUGUAAAAGAAAUCAUAGUUGUUUGA